AUGUCGUGUGUACUCCACUUCAUCGCUUGGGCCACCGCACAGCUGCCGGCUCGCUCAUGUCGGGGAAAAGUCCAACGAGCUUGCGGACGACCACAGCUCUUCUCUACCCAAUCAAUCCGCUUUCUGCCAUCGGCAACUUGCCCAGCGUCGCCCAUCAUACUUGCCUUCGCCCCCACACGUUCUCUGUUCAAGAUGGCCCUCAAGACCGAUGCCAACUGCAUCUUUUGCAAGAUCAUCGCCGGCCAGAUCCCAUCGCUCAAGCUGUACGACUCGGACAAGACGUACGCUUUCCUCGACAUUGGUCCUAUCUCGGAGGGUCAUGCGCUUGUGAUUCCCAAGCAUCACGGCGCUAAGCUGCAUGAUAUCCCAGAUGAGCACCUGACCGAGCUGCUUCCGGUCGCGAAGAAGAUCGCAAUCGCCACAGGCGCAGAGCAGUACAACGUCUUGCAGAACAAUGGCCGCAUGGCUCAUCAGAUGGUCGACCACGUUCACUGUAAGUGUCACGCACCGAGCAAGUAG
Molecule: messenger RNA, 519 nt
Organism: Pseudozyma hubeiensis SY62
Lineage: Eukaryota; Fungi; Basidiomycota; Ustilaginomycetes; Ustilaginales; Ustilaginaceae
Exons: 1
Coding region: 1-519 (172 amino acids)
Biological process (GO): nucleotide metabolic process
Molecular function (GO): catalytic activity
Source: RefSeq, a predicted model, not a curated record